UCUAGAAGUGCAUAUCUGCUUGCUAUAAAUCUUACACUUCCGUUUAAUUAAUGCCGCAGGCUUAUGCAGCAAUAGCAACUUUAUUCAACCAUAAGCUUAAAGCUGCAGAAAACUUACAGAGACAUGGCUACUGAUGAGACCGAAGUAUUACCAGAAUCAUAUCCCAUGAAUGGUGGUGAUGGGAAAGUCAGCUAUGCUCGCAACUCCUUCGCCCAGAGGACAUCAGUGGAUGCUUCCAAAAAAUUUAUAAGUGAAGCAAUAGCUGACCUUCUCGACACCGAAUUGAAUCCCAUUCUGGAUUCAUCUAUCAGAUUUCAGAUUGCAGACUUAGGCUGUGCGACUGGGCCUAACACAUUUUAUGCAGUGCAAAACAUCAUAGAAGCUAUAAACAGCAAGUACAGUAUGAACAAGCAUCAGAAAUCUCAAGCUCUUGAAUACCAAGUCUUCUUCAAUGAUCACACCAACAAUGAUUUCAACACUCUUUUCAGAUCCCUCCCUCUCCCGCGGCCAUACUUUCCUGUUGCGGUGCCUGGUUCCUUUUAUGGCCGCUUAUUUCCUAAAGAUUCUAUUCAUUUGAUGCACUCAUCUAAUUCACUGAAUUGGCUUUCUAGAGUUCCUAAAGAUGUUGGAGAUAUCAACUCUCCAGCAUGGAAUGGAGACAGUAUAUAUUGCACAGGAACUGCAAAGGAAGUAGUUGAAGCUUAUUCAAAUCAGUAUAAGAAGGACAUGAACAAUUUUUUGAAUGCUAGAGCUUUGGAACUUGUUGCUGGAGGGUUGUUGGUGUUGGUUGUUGGUGGUGUUCCUAAUUGCGUCUCUUUAAAUCAAACGGGCAUCGGCAAGGAUUAUGAAAUUAUUGGCUCUUGCCUAGUUGACAUGGCAAAUAAGGGAUUAAUUUCCAAAGAAAAAGUGAAGUCUUUUAAUUUGCCACUAUACUACCCCUCUCCUAAUGAGAUUGAGAAAUUGAUUGAAGACAAUGGUUGUUUCGGCAUUGAGAGGAUGGAGACAUUUCCUGGCAAGGGAAAGCACAUUCACAACAGCCAAAUGUGGCCAAUGAUUGUGAGAGCUGCCUUUGAGGCAAUUAUAAGUAAUCACUUCGGAAAUGAAAUGGUUGAAGAGCUUUUUGGGUACUACUCUAAAAAUCAUAUGGAUAAAGUUUCUAUCUUUAAUGGCGAUGAUGUUAUAAGUCUUCUACACUUGAAUAUUGUUCUUAAGCGCAAAAAUUAGUAAAAGGAGUUAUAUUAUGACUCUUAUCUACAAUUUGGUGAAAAUUCCUUGGGCUUCAUUGGAAAUAAGCGGGCCAUUGUCCUCAAGUCCUAGCAAUUAACAACACUUUUUAUCAACUCCAGAUUUAGUAAGAAAGUUAGCCAUCCCAUCUAUGUUUUAUGGCGUGGUGGCAACACCAUUUGCAUCCUCGUUUCCUAAUUGAAUGUACAAGUUGUGUGAAGUUUAUAUCUUGUGGUGGAUGUUUCUGUUUUAGACUUAUGGGGCUCUUAUUGGGUGGAUUCUUUGUGGAGCUCAUAU
Molecule: messenger RNA, 1521 nt
Organism: Durio zibethinus
Lineage: Eukaryota; Viridiplantae; Streptophyta; Magnoliopsida; Malvales; Malvaceae
Product: loganic acid O-methyltransferase-like
Molecular function (GO): methyltransferase activity
Source: RefSeq, a predicted model, not a curated record